AUGGGCGCGGAUGAGCAGGCAACACGCUGGAACCCACCCCGGUGCGGUGUGCCGGACCUCCCGGCGUCGCCAGACGGCCAGAACGGGCGGAACCGGCAGAAGCGGUUUGUCCUCUCCGGUGGACGCUGGGACAAGACUGAUCUCACCUACAAAAUUAUCAGGUUCCCGUGGCAACUUGUAAAAGAUAAAGUGAGAAGGACCAUCGAGGAAGCUUUGAAAGUCUGGAGCGACGUGACCCCGCUGACCUUCACUGAGGUGCAGGAGGGCCGGGCUGACAUUGUCAUCGAUUUCACAAGGUACUGGCAUGGAGAUAACUUGCCUUUCGAUGGGCCUGGAGGGAUCCUCGCGCACGCGUUCUUCCCCAAGACACACCGGGAGGGAGAUGUCCAUUUUGACUAUGAUGAGACCUGGACAAUUGGGAACAACCUGGGCACUGACCUCCUGCAAGUGGCUGCUCAUGAGUUUGGCCACGUCCUGGGCCUGCAGCACACAGCUGUCUCCAAGUCACUGAUGUCUCCUUUCUACAUCUUCCGCUACCCGCUAAGUCUGAGUGAGGAUGACAAGCAGGGUAUCCAAUACCUCUACGGGAAACCCAAAAUGGAUCCUGACCCAACCCCAACUCAGCCAGCAGAGCUGCCCCAGCCGGACCUUGAAACAAAUGAGAUCACCAACAUGGAGUCUGUGCAGCCCGACGCCUGUGACACAGCUUUCGACGCCGCCUCCACCAUCCGAGGGGAGCUGUUCUUCUUCAAGUCGCGAUAUGUGCCGCCCCCCCGCCACUGGCAGGGGAUCCCCAGCUCUGUCGAUGCCACCUUCGAGGACCCUCUGGGCAAUAUCUGGUUUUUCCAAGAUUCUCAGUACUGGAUUUACGAUGGCGAGAGACGGGUAUCUGGUCCCACCCCAAUUGUGGAGCUGGGCCUCCCUGCAUCCCCUGUGCAGGCAGCUCUUGUGUGGGGUGCUGAGAAGAACAAGAUCUACAUCUUCAGUGGAGGCAACUACUGGCGCUUCAACCCUCACACCCGCCAGGUGGACAACAUCUACCCCCGGGCCAUGGCUGACUGGCGUGGUGUCCCUCAGGAGAUUGACGCGGCUUUUCAGGAUGAGUUUGGUUUUGCCUAUUUCCUGAGAGGCCAAGAUUACUGGAAGUUCGAUCCAGUCCAGGUGAAAGUGCUGGAGGGCUACCCACGCCAGAUCAGCCAGCACUUCUUCAGCUGUACACCUGCUUCAAAUUCCUUCAGAUGA
Opisthocomus hoazin is the source of this 1242-nucleotide messenger RNA. NCBI's taxonomy places the organism in Eukaryota, Metazoa, Chordata, Aves, Opisthocomiformes, Opisthocomidae. The record is from RefSeq and is a predicted model, not a curated record.